Paramecium primaurelia is the source of this 1861-nucleotide messenger RNA. The record is from the annotation of a GenBank genome assembly. NCBI's taxonomy places the organism in Eukaryota, Ciliophora, Oligohymenophorea, Peniculida, Parameciidae.
AUGGACUUAAUAAUCAACCAAAUUUCUCUAUUUGUUCAAGGUGCUUUAAUAUUGGAAUAAUUUAUAUGGAGUUUACCUUUGACGAUAUCAUUCAUUUUGGGAGUCAUUAAUGAACUACAAAAUAUAGCAUAUAUUAAUAUAUCUUCUAAUUAAAAGCUUUUCAGUACUGCUUCUGAAUUGGAUUUAAUAACAAUGUUAACAAGACCCAAUACAUUCAUUGAGAAUUCAACUAUAUUAACUUAUAUAUCACUGGGAUUUUUAUGUAUUCUUAUUCUUAGUUGCAUUUGCUUUAUUUUUAUAGUGAAAAGUAGAUCAUAAAAUUUAGUGAUUGAAUUAUAAAAUGCCUUCAACACCAAUUAUUUUAUAAAGGUAUUAUUUAUAUUUGUGAAUGUUUCCAUUAAUGUAUGUAAACAAGGAAUGGGAUAUAUAAUAAUAGAUAUUUGUUUUUAGACGAUAUAAUAAAAUAUAAAUGAUGUUGUCAAAGUCUUUUUAAGCUUUAUUACUAUUGUUGGAAUUUUAAUUUUAAUUUUCUUCUUUGUGAAUAUGUUUUCUUAUAAUUGGGCCUUAGAUUUUUAAAGAGAACAUUUGAUGAUAAAUGAAUCCAAUUUAAUUUUUUAUAGAAUUGGUCUAAAAUUUUUAUAGUUAUCAUUUUUGUUAUAUAUUUAUGAUGAUCUAAUUUUUAGAAUGACAUAAUUAAUCUUACCAAUUAUAUCAUCGAUUAUAUAAAUAUAUUAAAUGCAAAAACUAAAGUAAUUCAUAUAUGGAUACUAUUAUCAAACAAUUUUAGUUAUUAAUCUAAUAAAUAUUACAAUAUGUUUGUAAUAUGUAUUACAUGAAUUAUUUCCAUAACACUAAUUUUAACAACUUUGGAUACUUCUAUUAAUUUUACCUUUAUAUUAUUUUCAAAAAUAAAUUACAAUGGAUUUGUAAAUACAUUUUAUAAAUUUCUAGAAUUCUAGUAUAGAAAAUUGCAAUUUUGUUCUAUUCUAAAUCAUUUAUAAUAUAACUAGACAGAAAAACAGUUUUAAAUAAAAGAUAGUCUAUCUUAUGUUUCUAUAAAAGCACACUAAGACUUGUUAUAAUAUUGAAUGUACAUGUAAACAAAGAUUUUAAUCUAAAAAUUUUUAAUAAAUUUCUUAUGAUAUAUAUUUUAGAGAACUCUUAUCUCAAUAUGAAAGAUUGAUAUCAACUAUGUCAUUCAAAUGUACAUAAGAUUAACAAAUCUUUAGUUAUUUAUAAUUGUUAUUUUUUUAAAAAUAAUAUCUUUAAAUUUAUUAAUACUUCUAAAUAAUAUUUUAAAAAUCAGAUAGAACUAAAUUUCAAAAUUAAAUUUUAAUGACAGACAAUUAUAAAAUGAAAAAAAAAGUUUUCAAAAUUAAUUAUUUGCAUAAAUUAAUAGUUUUAUAAGUAGCUUAAGAUUUAAUGAGAUUAGAUAUUGCAUAAUAAUUUUCAAAUCAAAAGAAUAGUUUAUUAAAUGAAUCAUAAAAAAUACAUUUUGCCAUAAAAGAAUAUCUUGAUGUUGAAGGUUAAUGUGUUUAAAUUAGAAAAAUUAUAAGUUAAGUUUUAUAAAAUAAAAUCAAUUAUUUAGAAAAAAUAAAUUCAAAUAUAACUAAACAAAAUUUAGAAAAAUUAGCAUAUAAAUCAAUAGAAAAUUAAAUAGAUGGAUUAAAAUAAUUAAAAGCAUAUUUUAAAAAAACAUCAGGUAUUCAUAUUAUUUUUUAAUUUAAUAGAUUAGAAAUAAUAAAACAUUUUAAUGUUUUAUUAGAUGGAAAUAUUAAAUGAUAUGAUUUCUUCCUAGAAUUAAAAAUCAUUUCUAAUAAUAAUGAUGAGAUUAAUAUAAAAUAUAGCAAUACAUUUUUGA